Messenger RNA from Suillus plorans, 948 nucleotides. RefSeq lists its product as uncharacterized. The transcript is spliced from 13 exons. Lineage: Eukaryota; Fungi; Basidiomycota; Agaricomycetes; Boletales; Suillaceae. The record is from RefSeq and is a predicted model, not a curated record. Bases 1 to 948 code for a protein of 315 amino acids.
AUGACUUACGUCUCAAAUGAUCCCAUUUGGUGGCCGAGAAUGAAUCUCGUUAUGUUUUUCAGCUAUUGGGGAGUUGCUGCCGGCGUCGUGAUGGUAUAUGAUUGGGUCUUAACAUUCGGACAAGAGAUUGAACUCAUCUGGAGACAACGCUGGUCUCUGAUGACUGUGCUUUAUUUGAUUGUUCGUACGCUAUAUUGGAAUGCCGUAUUCCGUUCUCAGUGUUCUGCAACUUAUGGCAUCGGUAUCGCUGACAGAUGCAGCAAGAUGACGUUCUACGGAGGGAAUGGCAUAGCUGUGGCCUUGGCUGCCAUGUUGGGCGUCAUCAUGAUUUCUCGGUUGCAUGCCAUGUAUCAGGGAUCUAGAACGAUGCUCGUGUUCCUUGUUAUUAUCUUUCUGGCUAUAAAUAUCGCCUGCGGAGUGAUCACGAUAAUAGUACUGGUGGAUAGUGUGGGGGAGGAGUUGAUACUCUCUGGCACAUAUAUGUGCAAUUAUGAAUUUAAAUUGAACUCCGAGUUUCUGUUUUCGAUGGUUUGGAUGCUCAACACUGUCUGGGAGGUCCUCGCAUUCUGUCUGGCAGUUUGGAUUGCUGUGAAGCACUGGUGUGGCCGGCGACGACUCGGACCAUCGACAGGAUCGACCAUUGGGGACUGUUUCAGAAUGCUCAUACAAUCUCACGUUCUUUAUUUUGCAAGCUUUCUUGGUGUCUCUUGCCUCCAGCUUGCUUAUUACUCUCCAGAUAUCUCGAGAGCAGAUUCUAUUGGAGCUAUGACACUUAGUGGUGCUCUUCAAAUUUUAUCGGCCGUGCAGAUGUUUGUGGUGGGACCACGCCUUAUUCUUAGCGUUCGAGAAUACAACGCGAAACUCGUGGCAUACACCAACGCAGAAGCUACCAUGGAUUCUAUUGUUUUCAAGGAGCAUGUACAUGUAUCAACUAGCAGUACUGUGUAG